Messenger RNA from Agrilus planipennis (emerald ash borer), 1843 nucleotides. RefSeq names its product facilitated trehalose transporter Tret1-like. The record is from RefSeq and is a predicted model, not a curated record. Gene Ontology annotation, molecular function: transmembrane transporter activity. The transcript is spliced from 2 exons. Gene Ontology annotation, cellular component: membrane. Gene Ontology annotation, biological process: transmembrane transport. The coding region runs from base 126 to 1499 and encodes 457 amino acids. NCBI's taxonomy places the organism in Eukaryota, Metazoa, Arthropoda, Insecta, Coleoptera, Buprestidae.
AAAGAGUUUAAACAGUUAGGUGCGAUAUUUUCCAAUAAAUAAAACGUUGGAAACACAUCAAAGUCAAUUUACUACAGAUAAGCUAUAGUUCCGUAUAUGCAUUAGUUACUUAUAAUUACAAGAAAAUGAUCGUCAAUAAUCCCAGCAGAAAUUUUAUUUCUAAAUGGCUUCAACUAGUAGCAGUAAUAACAGGAACAAUCGGGACCAUAAGCGAUGGUAUGCAGUAUGGCUGGACAGCUCCUAAUAUUCCCAAGCUACGUUUAGACGACAGCCCAAUAAAGAUAGCAAAACAUGACGAAGAAUGGAUAGAAAGUAUCUACAUGAUAGGAAACACCGUAGGCAUUCUAUUUACAAUAGUUUAUAUGAAGUUUAUGGGUAGAAAACCAAUUAUAAUAUUGGCCGCUACAAAACAUGUAAUAGCAUGGAUGUUGAUAGCAACAGCAACCAAAAUUGAAGUUCUUUAUUUUGCACGAUUCCUUGCCGGUGCGGCUGGAAAUAUAGCCUUUGUUGCACUGCCAAUGUACGUCGCAGAAAUAGCCGAUGAAAGCAUUCGAGGAUUUUUAGGAACUUUUGCCUACACCAGCAUGAUACUUGGUGUCUUGGUAAUAUACAGUAUUGCACCAUUCACCUCAAUAGCAAUUUCUUCGAGUGUAGGAGCAGCGUGUGUUACGCUUCAAAUAUUAACCUUCAGUUUUAUGCCUGAAUCACCAUAUUAUCAUAUCAUCAAAGGAAAUCAGAAAGCUGCUUUAAAAUCUCUUCAAAUCUUCCGAAGAAAGCAAGAUGUUUACGAGGAACUUAAGGACAUUACGAGCGCUGUUCAAAGACAAGAAAAGGAAAAGGGAAGGAUCAUAGAUAUAUUUAUUGUUAGGAGUAAUCUCAAAGCAUUUAUUAUAGCAAUCACCCUCAAUUUUGCACAGCAUUUCAGUGGUAUAAGUGUUUUAUUGAUGAAUGUUCACACAAUUUUAGCGGAUGCUGAGUCAGUUAUUCCUGCAGAGACCGCUCCAAUCAUCAUAGCUGCGACCAUGCUUAUUGCUUGCAUAGCAUCUUCAUUUACUAUAGAUAAAUUUGGUAGGAAAAUUCUUCUUGUUAGCUCCAGUAUUCUGACAGGAUUGUCUCUUAUUGUACUGGCGACUUAUUUUUACAUUAAAAAUUCUAAUAGUGGUACUUCUGAUCUUAAUUGGAUCCCUGUCAUGUCCCUCAUACUAUAUUCGUUGUUUUUCAAAUUUGGUCUUGGAAUGGUCCCCAUUGUAUUUUUGGGAGAAUUGUUUCCUACUAGCAUCAAAGCAAUGGCAAUGAGCCUGAUUAAUAUAUCCUAUGGUGUGUUUGGAAUUGCGUCGGUUUAUUAUUACAUUCAUGUCAGUUCUUUGUAUGGAAUGCACGUUCCAUUCUUCAUUUUCGCAGGAUUGUGCAUUUUUGCAGCGCUGUUCUCACAAUUGUUCAUACCCGAAACCAAAGGCAAAACGUUAGAAGAAAUACAAAUGAUGUUAAAGGGCAUGUGAUCAUACAUUAGAAAUAUUUGUACCUGGGAAACUAUAGCAAGACUGAUAAUUUGAAUGGGAGUUGUUGGAACUUCUGAAAAUAAAUUUAGUAAAUUAAGCUAAUAUUAAAGUAGAUUAAGGACUAGAGCUUUGUAUAAGUAUUCAGCAUGGAUACCUAUUUUCAACUACCUGAAAAACGGCUAACUCUAUCAUGUAACUUUGGUAACGAGAUUAGUAACAUAAUGUAUUAAUCUAUCGGUCCAAUUCUAUGGAAAAUAUAAAAAGUUUUACAUAUUCUAAAUGCCUACUGCCAAACUUUUACUGGUUAUCCUAGCUAAUAUUAUAAAUGCGAAUGUGAGUUUGUU